AUGCGCUUGCUCGGCGUCAUCUUCUCGGUGGUGUUCCUGGUUGCUGGAAUUGGUUCCGGCUCAGCACUCGUCGACCCUGGCAACUCCGACAUCGCUUUCCUCAAUCUACGGGUACUUACCGAACGGGAGUUGGUGGUAAAACCAAAAAGGCAUUUAAGAUCGACGAGUGGAGAAGAGAGGGCGGGUACGUCAGGUUUUUCACAUCUUGCCGAUGGGAUCGUCGCCAAGAUGAUGAAGGCGGCGAAGAUGAAUCCAGCGAAAGUUUUCGAACAAAUGCGUUUUGGAGAGGCCAGUACGAAGCUCAGCAGCAACAACAAUGCGUUCAUAGAGUGGCUCCGGUACGCGGACAACUUCAUGGCGACUAAAGGGACGGAACAGUUCUCCACUCACUACUUAUUCAACUUGUUUUGGAAAAGUGGCCAUUCCAAGGAAGAACUGAUAGAGCUUUUUCAGUCGCUUAGUCGUGUUCAGGGCAUGAAGGGUCUCGCAAAUACGAAGCUGCACAUGUUCAAAGCAUCGAGGGACAGCCGCACGUUGAUGAAUACAAUGUGGCUAAAAGCCCUGGAAACUCCCGACGAAGUAUUUACCACGCUACGACUCGCCGACAACGCUUUAGACGAUUACUAUCGCCCAGAGCUGAUUGCAUGGCUUCAGUACUCUGGGGACUACAACAAACAGCUGAGGAAAGGGUUUUCUGCAAAGGAGACCUUAAAUUUCUUGAUGAGAGUACCUCACGAGAAAGAGACGGAAUUUGGAUUGCUAUUCCAAAGACUUGCCAAGGACAAAGCGAUCAUGAACGAUGCUGGUAUGAGAGUAAUCGUUGAAAAACUACAGGCUCGACUAUUCAAGACCUGGAUCAAUGCCAAUGUGACACCAGAUAAACUCGGAGUGUUGAUUGCAAGUCCGGUUACUAAGAACUGGGAGCGCGUUUUCAGUCUGGCGGUAACUGACCCCAAGUUCGUGCUUCUAGAGACGUAUACGUUGCAGUAUGCAGCGAAUCGUGGAGACGACGUGUUGGAGAACGUGAAAAAGUUGUUCAUCAAGAACAAACCGGUUGAGGCACUCACAAGCGCCAUGAAGAGCUAG
Molecule: messenger RNA, 1086 nt
Organism: Phytophthora nicotianae INRA-310
Lineage: Eukaryota; Oomycota; Peronosporomycetes; Peronosporales; Peronosporaceae
Exons: 1
Coding region: 1-1086 (361 amino acids)
Source: RefSeq, a predicted model, not a curated record